This is a messenger RNA of Triticum turgidum subsp. durum (durum wheat), 1065 nucleotides long. Lineage: Eukaryota; Viridiplantae; Streptophyta; Magnoliopsida; Poales; Poaceae. The record is from the annotation of a GenBank genome assembly.
AUGUCCAAGCGUCGGCAGGAGCAGGUAAACUACAGGGACCGCGCCGACAAAAAGUUGCGGUCUGUGCAGAGGCAGAAGCACCUCUAUCUGGCGCUAGAUGACUGGACCAAGGGCUUUGCUAUCUACAAGAUUGACAUCGACACCUUGGACAGCAGCUCCGACCUGGACUUGGAGCCCCCGGUUCUCCGACUAGUGUCAGCUUCACCUAGUUAUCCCAUGUACUUCGCUGCCCUGGGCAGCAAUAUCUUCAUGGCGAGCAGCAAACACCCUGGCACCAUGGUCUACAACACAGAGACAGCCGGAUUGGCGAUCGGCCCUCCUCUCCCUGAUGGACUGCUCGGAGGCAUUAAAAUCUUUGUGGCUACUGCCAACAUGCAGCUGUAUGUGUUGAAGUAUAGCUUCAAGGAAAUGCGACAGUCAUUUGAGGUGAUGUCCGCUGUGGGCAUCAAGGAUCCACAUUCUUCAAAUCCAAGCACGGACUGGUGCUGGACAAGCGUGCCCUCACCACUGCCAUUCAGCAAGGAUGGCAUCAUCAACUCCGACGCCAUGCACCCGGAUGGACACACCAUCUUCAUGUCUGCGAGCAGCAGGCGCUAUCUGCAUCGCACCUUCUCCUUUGACACCAGGUGCCAAGAGUGGAGGUGUCUUGGGGAAUGGGCAUUGCCUUUCCAAGGACAAGGCUACUUUGACAGUGAGCUGGAUGCAUGGGUUGGCCUUCACAAGGAUGGGUACAUUUGUUCCUGCCAAGUGGCUUCCUGCACCGACGAAGGUACCAUGCAACCUGACUGGAAGAUGGGCAAGGAGAAACUUUUCCUCAAGCACUCGGGUGCCACCCUCACAUACAUGGGGAGCACCAUGUUUUGCCUUGUUGAGAGUUUGGUACGUGAAGAACUGGAGUUAGAUGAUGCCUUUGGUGACUGUAAUGGCUUCAUGCUCUGCAUCACCAUUUUUGGUGUCAAGUACAAUCGUGAGGGAGAGCUGCAAACCACCAUCCGCCGCACCACCAAAUCCUAUCCAGUGUCUAAGCAUGUCUCAUCAUUUUCUCCUGUGGCGUUCUGGUUUUAG